UCUGGGGGAAAAGUGCUAACACUUCACUGUCAACUUUAAACUGAUGUAAAAUGAUCAAAGUCAACCCCGGUCUGUUGUUGGCUCUAAUCCCGUCACCCUGGAGGAGGUGGCAGAGGACAGGAUGCUGGCAAUCAUGCCUCUGGGACAAAAAUAUAAACUCCUGCGCGGCAGGUAUAGCGGCGCGUUCCGUCCGUCACUGUUGCACUUAUACUGGCCUAGUUUACGCCGUGGAGGACUUUAUAAGUUCACCGCAGUGCCACGCCCAGGCCAGAGCAGCAGGAGGGCUUUACUUCUCGGGUUUCAGGCGGAGGAGCUCAGACACAACCUGAUGAGAGGAGCAGCUCUCACAGCUUAGCGGAACAGGCGCGUGUUGACAUCCCACCUCUGGAAUGCUGUGAGGAGUGUGUGAAGGAAUAACGAGGACCCAUCGAACAGCCAGGCUCAACUCAUGACUCCUUACCUCCUUUCUUCACCAUCAUCUUUCUGGCUAAUGCUGUGUUUCCUGCUCAGUGUCCUCUUGUUGUCCCCAGGGGUCCAUGGCCAAGGUCGUCUUAAGCUGACAGUCCUGUCUGAGGACAGACUGCAGAUGAAAUGGAAGGAGGCUGAUGGACCUGUUCAGGGCUACAAGGUUCGAGUGAGACCCAUCUCAGAGGUGCCACAGCCAGAGCUGAUGUUGACCACCACUCGGGGCCGGGCGACGGUGGCUGGACUGGACUCCAGUCAGGAAUACACCCUCCAAGUCCUUGUGCUCAAUGGGACUACAGAGAAACUUCUGGCAAAGAGACGAUUUACCAUGGAAGGACUUAGGGAGGGAGAAAUGAUCCGCAGUGAUAGCCGAGAGCAGAGGAAGAAGCUGUUGCCAGGCGGGUCAGGUUCAGGAGAUCUUGACGAUGUAACAGAGGCUCUCAUGGGCUUACCAACAAUUUUGUAUCCGGACCCCACCACCACCACCACUGCAGCUCCUGCUGCUGCUACUACUACAGAGGACCCAACAACAGAAACCCCCUCUCAGCUCCCUGAUGAGGCCCCAGAGAAAGCCUCCAAAGAGAAGAGGAAGCGGAAGAAAGAAAAAGAGCGGGAUCGCUCUAAAGUGGAGAAUAAGGAGGAGCAGGGCACGACACAGGGCAAAGCAGCUGAGGAGAAAUCCCGCAAGUCUCCCUUCACUACCCAACCGGUGACAGGUGUGUCUCCAAGGAAACCAUUUGAGUGUGACAGCAAUGCAGCAGCAGACAUCAUGCUGUUGGUGGACGGCUCCUGGAGCAUUGGACGCACCAACUUCAGACGGGUCAGAGAUUUCCUGGAGGGCCUGAUGACACCCUUCCACAUUGGGCCAGACCACAUUCAAAUAGGUCUGACUCAGUACAGUGGAGACCCCCGCACAGAAUGGCAGCUCAACAACUUCACCACUAAAGACCAGCUGCUUGAGGCAGUCAGGAAUUUCAGAUAUAAGGGAGGGAACACAUUCACAGGCCAGGCUCUGCUCCACGUGAUGGAGGAGAAUAUGAGGGCCGAGGCAGGUGCGAGGUCAGACACACCUUUUUUCCUGGUCUUGUUGACAGAUGGGAAGUCUCAGGAUGACGCCAUUGCUGCGGCAAACCGGUUGAAGAAUGCCGGCGUGGAGAUCAUCGCUGUAGGUGUAAAGAAUGCUGAUGAAGCCGAGUUAAGACAAGUGGCGUCGGAGCCAGUGGACCUGAAUGUCUAUAAUGUCAAUGACUUUCCUCUACUCAGCAAACUGGUGGCACGACUGGUCCACAUCCUGUGUGGGAGGAUAGAGGAACGUGGCAUCUCAAAACGAAUGGAGCCUCGACCUACAGCAGACCCAGCCCUCUCCUACCCAAGUCCCACUGAUCUCCGGUUUUCUGAACUGGGUUCCAGAGAAAUGAAGCUUCACUGGAAUAACCCUGCUAAACCAGUCCAACAGUACAGAGUGGUCUACCACAGCGCUGAGGGUCAGAGUCCACAGGAGGUGGUACUGGCUGGCUCUGAGUCCACUGUGCUGCUGGAAGGCCUGUCCUCUCAGACACUGUACCACGUGUCCAUCUUCCCCGUGUAUGAAGACAGUGUUGGCCUGGCACUCAGAGGAACUGUCACUACAUUACCACUGGCCAUGCCUGCCAACCUAGAAGUGACUCCGUCCUCUUACAGCGCGCUGCGAGUGAGUUGGGGUGCAGCACCCGGUGCAACCCAAUACAUGAUCCUGUACUCAGCACUCAACCACGGAGAACCUGAUGACGCUAAGGAGGAGAAAUUCAGUGCAGACCAGACAGUGGUGGAGCUGGCAGAGUUACUGCCGGCUACAGAUUACUCAGUCACUCUGUAUGCCCUGUAUGAUGAGGAACCCAGUGACCCUGUCACGGCAGUUGCCACCACAUUCCCUCUGCCACCACCAAUGAGUGUUCAGUUCCCAGUGGUCACCCACAGUAUGCUGAGGGUGACCUGGGUACCCGGAGCCAUGGACGUCCCUGGCCACCGAAUUACAUACAGUACUAACCAUGGCAGUGAUGUCAAGCAGGUGGAGGUAACAAGAAUGAACUCAGUGCUGGUGCAGAACCUCUCCUCUCUGUCUAGAUAUCUGAUUUCAAUCCAGUCUCACUACCCACAAGGCCUGUCUGCAGCACUCACCAGCAAUGUCACCACAUUGAAGGUGCCCUCCCCAUCAGACCUCAGGGUGACAAAUUUCUCAGGCAGUGACAUCACCGUGCGCUGGGAGGCUGCAGCUGAUGAUGUUGUGUCCUACCUCAUCAAGUGGAUCUCUCUGAGUGGAGGAGACCUUAGACAGCUGAGGGUCAGUGGUGAGAGUGAGGGGGCCAUCCUGGAGGGGGUGGAGGACGAUAAGGAAUACCAGAUCUCGCUGUCUGCUCUGUAUGGGGAUGGAGCGCAGAGUGAAGCUGUAGCAAUACGCUACAGCACCUUGUCAGGUGGAGGCCCAUCCAGUGUAUCUGUCUCAGACGAGACUGCGGUCAGCUUAUUGGUCAGCUGGGUACCUCCUAAUGCUCAUGUCCUUCAGUAUCGUGUGUCUUACACUGCACUGACUGGUGAUGAAAGCCAGGACAGCACUGUGUUGGUCCCAGGUGGUGAAAAGCGUGUGGUGCUGGAUUCGUUACAGCCAGAUACGCGUUACAGUAUCUUGGUCACCGCUGAGUACCGCAACAGAGAAGGAGGCAGCGGUUCAGCUCAGGGCAAAACCACCAGUCUGCGGGUCAGCAGUGUGAGUGUGGUCAGGUCAGACCACUCCAGUAUCUGUGUGUCCUGGAGACCUGUGUCUGCAGUCAAUGGGUAUCGUAUUGUCAUCCAGUCUGUCAAAGACAAGCAAACAAAGGAGGAAACUGUCAGUGAGUCCAGCAGCAGUCACUGUUUCACUGAUCUGGAGCCAGAGACUCUGUAUCGCAUCAGCGUGCACUCCCUUCUUGGUUCAGCAGAGGGCACUGCUGUCUCCAUUCUCCAUCCAACAGCUACAGCUCCAGCCAGAAUUCCCAUCCAUCCCCGGAUCUACCCUAUCCACAAUGAAGUCUGUCCUGAAGUGACCAUCAGACACAGCAUUGUUAAAGGAUUUGACAUGAUGGAAGCAUUUGGUCUGACGCCGAGAGCUCACUCGUCUGUGGAGGGCGUGGCAGCCGAGCCUUUUGUGUUCAACACCCUCCCCACCUACACUGUGUACAGAGACACCCAGCUGACACAGAGCACCAAGUUCAUCCACCCUGCAGGCUUCUCUCCAGAGCACACCAUCAGCAUCGCCUUCCGCAUGUUGCAGGAUACACCCAGGGAGCCAUUUGCCCUCUGGCAACUAACGGACAACGAUUUCCAGCCCAAGAUGGGAGUGGUGCUGGACCCUACGACAAAACAUCUGGUGUAUUUCAGUCUGGACUACAGGGGAGAAGUGCAGGAGCUGACCUUUGACCAUUCGCAGGUCCACAGACUGUUCUAUGGCAGUUUUCACAAGGUUCACCUGUCUGUCAGCCAGGUGAGUGUGUCCCUGUUUGUGGACUGCCAGCAUGUGGGCGAGAGGCCCGCCCGCCCGCUAGGCAACCUACCAACUGAUGGCUUUGAGAUGCUGGGAAAACUGGUGAAGACCAGAGGACCCAAUAGUGGAUCUGCACCGUUUGGACUGCAGUCCUUUGAGAUCAUCUGUAACACCACAUGGCCUUUAGAGGACACCUGCUGUGAUCUGCCUGGAGUGAGAGAUGAGGAGAGCUGUCCUGCCCCGGCGUACACCUGCACCUGCUCCUCCAACGUUCCUGGAGCCUCUGGUUCCCCUGGCCCGACUGGAAAGCCAGGCCCCCGUGGUGAGAAAGGAGAGAAGGGAGAUCAAGGCCAAAAGGGGGAAGUGGGUCCUCCAGGAAAGUCUGGACAAGAAGGAGGUCUUGGCCCCCUUGGCAGCGCAGGGCCCCGAGGCAUGACCAUGCAGGGCAAAAUGGGUCCACCCGGUGCAAGAGGGGAAAAAGGAGAUCCUGGGCGGCCAGGAGUCCAGGGUUCACCAGGACCUCCAGGUCCGAAAGGGGAGGAGGGGAUUCCAGGCCCCAAGGGCAUCAGGGGGGCUGAAGGCAGCAUUGGUCCACCCGGCAUCGCUGGAACCAGAGGUUUCCAAGGAAUGCCAGGACAUCCAGGGCCUUUGGGGGAAAGGGGCCCCUCAGGACCUGUGGGACCUAUGGGUCUGCCAGGAAAUAAAGGGGAACGAGGAGAGAAGGGGGAGCCUCAGUCAAUGGCCAUGAUCUACCAGCUGGUCACACAGGCCUGUGAGCAACUAGUCCAUAAGGAGGUGUUAAAGCUCGACAUGUUCAUUAAUGAGGUAAGUCGUAAACCAGCUCCUAUUGAGGAGCCAGUGGGGCCCCCUGGGGAACCUGGUAUACCAGGGCAGAGGGGCCCUCCAGGCACCAGAGGCACCGAAGGGCGUCGAGGCCGGACAGGGGAACCUGGCAGGCCAGGAUAUCCAGGAGAACAAGGAAGGAGAGGCAUGCCAGGGGAGAAAGGUGCUGCAGGAACCAAUGUCCAGGGGCCUGCAGGGGUCAAAGGAUUUGCAGGUCCUCCAGGUGAAUCAAAGCUGGGGAUCCCAGGCUCUAAAGGAGAUGAUGGUACGUCAGGACCCCAAGGGAUCCCUGGACCUCCUGGACAGCCGGGCGAGGUUGGACCCCCGGGUGUGUGCGACAGCAGUGGAGGCUGCCACAGAGCUCCCCAGCAAACAGAGGACCCUUAUUAUGGUUACCAGCCUUGAGUGGAUAUUAACAAGGAGGACACUGACUGACGUCUGUUUGAAAAGACUAUGGUUCCUUUGGAGUUGAAUAAUGGACUCUGAAUGGAAAUGAAAAAGCACCACUGAGGAGGUUUUGUGUGUUGAACUUGCCACUGACUGAUCUGAAGCUCUACAGUAUGUGAGCAAAGGAAACAAUAGAGGAAGGGAUCUGUCUGUCUUCUUAUUACAGUGUUCCUCAACAUUAAAUAACAGAGAGAAAUAUACUAAGAAAAAGUCUGAAGUUUUCCAGUAUAGAAUAGUGUUAUAAUGGACAGAGUCAUAAAGGAAAAUAAUUUCCAAUGGGAUCAGUCAUGUUUCCUCUCAUAUAGUGUACACCAUAUUCGCACUGAAACCUUUUGUUUAUCUUUGUUUAUGUAUUCAUGCACUGUAUCAAUGCUAAGUAGUUUAGCCAUCUGUGGUACAUUUCUACUUAUUUCAUGUGUCAUUUUAACCUGAACUGCCUCAAGGAUAAUGAAAAUGGAUAAUCCAUGGUGUAAAAGCUUCUUUUUGUUCCAUGGUAUACGUGAAACUGUGAGAAUUUCAUGUCAUGUGUAUGAUCAUUUGUAUAUUGUUUAUUAUAUGUACUGAAUUCAGUUAUUCUUGUAUGAUAUUUUAUCUGUACCCAUUUGUAUUGAAAAAUCAGGUUUACAUUUUAUGAUUUCCUGGGGUUUGGAUGAUAAAUAAUAGUGUGUGAGUUGGGGGGGCAGACAGUGUCAGAGAGGCUUUUUCUUGUUGUUUUUCGUUCAUAUGUAUGUUUUGUAUCUUGUUAAUAAAUUUACAUUAAUAUGUGUUUAA
Molecule: messenger RNA, 6022 nt
Organism: Acanthopagrus latus (yellowfin seabream)
Lineage: Eukaryota; Metazoa; Chordata; Actinopteri; Spariformes; Sparidae
Gene: col20a1
Product: collagen alpha-1(XX) chain
Exons: 42
Coding region: 449-5209 (1586 amino acids)
Molecular function (GO): protein binding
Source: RefSeq, a predicted model, not a curated record